This is a messenger RNA of Aspergillus ochraceoroseus IBT 24754, 2190 nucleotides long. RefSeq names its product F-box protein. Gene Ontology annotation, molecular function: protein binding. The transcript is spliced from 2 exons. Bases 1 to 2190 code for a protein of 729 amino acids. The record is from RefSeq and is a predicted model, not a curated record. NCBI's taxonomy places the organism in Eukaryota, Fungi, Ascomycota, Eurotiomycetes, Eurotiales, Aspergillaceae.
AUGGAAGUAACUGGAAUUCCUCCUGCCGUGACAAAGAGGCUCCUUGACUUCGUUCCCCAGGACUGCCGGCACUCUCUGCGUUUGACUUGCAAAUCUUGGGCUCAGGCUAUUGACCAGGUUGCUCCUCUUCCACGCCCUGCAGCGAAUGUCAUACCCUCCGAAAUUCUCUUGCAGAUUUUCUACCUACUGAGUCCUCGGGACUUCGAUAAUGCUCGACGGGCCUGCUCACAAUGGAUGCGUGCGAGUUUAAACGAACGUCUUCUUGAGAGGAUGCUCAAACGGGCAGGCUGGUGGGAUAGCUGGAAGUGGGAUAACCGGAACGCAAAUUCUAUGGAAUAUGGAGAGCAGAUCAAUGUGGAAAGAACUGGAUUCUUGACAACCAGUGUGGUAGAUUUCUCCCAGCUUUCCCAAGGAGAAUACCCCCCUGAUCCUCGACACCUUUCAGACUCUGCCGCAUACUCGAAAGAAUCCCUGGAGGAUGCGCCCUCCAUGUCGAGUUUUCAUGUCAGUACCUGCGGAAACUACCUGCUUGUAGUGGCAGGGUGUAUGAUUUACGUUUAUGAAUUACUCGCCAAGCGGUCUGGAAGCGCCGUGCCAGUAUCUGUGGAGGACCUGAAGCACCUGGACAUUGCUGCUGUUGCCUCUAUCGCAUGUCCUGUCGAAGUACUCUCAGCUACUAUCGACACUAGCACAUCCAUAUUCGUGGUUGCUGCAUUGCUGCAGAAUAGAGUAGGAAUGGUUUGUGAUCUGGUUCCGGCCGAUCGACGGGACAGUCUCAAAUCAACCGCAAUGGCUUACAAGGGUAUUGGUGUACGCCCUGGUCGCGUGUGUUCUAUGAAGAUGGCAGCUCGCCACUUCUAUUACGAUGUAUGCUCUGCAAAGGACCCACCACGCAGCAUCUCGAUCUGCCCUGGCCACCGUUGUGUUGCUUUUGGAGCCGGCUCUGGCAUUGAGCUGCGCUGGGUUGACGAACAGACCCAUCGAGACUGUCGAAAGCAUUUCCCCAUGUCGCAGCCAUCGGAGAUUUUGCAUUUUCUGCCAAACCGGCCAGACACUCCGUUAGAAUUCCGACUCAUCUCCUCACUGGCUGGACCAGGGGUGUCAGGCUGCGGGUGCCAGCAUCUUCCUUAUGGAGAAACGCGUCCCUCUUGCCCAUUCCAUGUCAUGAAUGAUGUUCAAACCUUUAGCAGCUGGGCACCAGAGCAGAAAGACCGUGUUGGUUUGGUCAGAGCUACACAAUGCCACCAUUACAGCGCCAUCCCUGUGAACGACGGUCUUCACGUGUUGUUCAUCGAACCACGCAGCGGUCUUCUCUGUAUCGGAUCCGAUGCCCCGAUUGACGGGCCUACUAGCUUGACGCGUGCCCUUAUCUGUGUUCCACCCUUUGGGAUCGACGCAUCAGACACGAAGGAAACGCCAGUCCCCACAGUCUUUACCGCAGGUUCGGACCUGAACUGGGGACUUCGCGUGGUUGCCGCCUACGGGGACCGCAUCGUUCUCUAUUCUGUUCCGCUUGAUGUCUUCAACGUGAUCCGAAAGGAGCGCAAGAGACAAGGUGAUGGCGUCAUGGCCGACAGCGAUCUCGCUCGCGACUUCUUCCUCAACCACCAGCUAUCUCAAAAACGCCGAGGGAGUCUAGCCCAGAACCAGAAUGGAGACUGGGAGUUUCUUCUCAGUAUCAGAUACCGCCCUACUGCUAUGAUGUGGCCGUUUAAGAUCUACGGCAAGGAGAUCGGUCGAGUCGACAAUGUAGUGGAGCUAGCACUGCAAUCUUCUCAUGGUGGUGCUCGUGUUUGGGCGUUUGGUGCAUCAGGCGAGGCCAGCAUCCUUGACGUCGACACCCUCUCGUCUGUUUCGCAGCAAGUGUCGGAUAUCCCAUGCAAAUCGUUCUCCAUUGGCGCUGACGGAUGCAUCGCAUCUGCACAGCUAGUGAAUCGGUCCGAGUCCGAACACGGCCUCCCUCUCCUUGGAUCCUCGCGCAAGCGAAAGCAGUGCGAGCCACGGGCAGAUUUUACCGGCCAGCAUAUGCUGCGUCAACACAACAGUCUGUUUCUUGAUGGACACGAGCCAUCAUCUUCCAGUGUCUUAAGCAGUACUAGCACGCGCCGGGCAUCUUUCUCUGCUUACAUUGUUGAUUUUAAAAUUCCCGAACUUGAAGGCCGAUGGAUGGAAACUGAAGCCGUCUACUAA